AAAGCUGAAAGAAUGGAAUUUGAUGAUGAUCUCUGAUCGGGUGUAUCUCACAUGCUCAACCUCAAAGGGAAAGCUCUUACGCCAUGCAGGAAUUUCCUCCGGUCUGAUGCAGAUGCAGUCAUUGAAGAAAACAGUUUUGUGCAAUCAUGUCUUGGUAAACUUCCCACACGCAUAUUAAUGAACCCAUACAAACAAUGUUUGAUGGAUCAUGAAGUUCAUUGAUAUCGUUAG
This is a messenger RNA of Bipolaris maydis ATCC 48331, 231 nucleotides long. Lineage: Eukaryota; Fungi; Ascomycota; Dothideomycetes; Pleosporales; Pleosporaceae. The record is from RefSeq and is a predicted model, not a curated record.